Tyto alba (common barn owl) is the source of this 3873-nucleotide messenger RNA. Its product is annotated as platelet glycoprotein V-like. The record is from RefSeq and is a predicted model, not a curated record. The coding region runs from base 456 to 2381 and encodes 641 amino acids. NCBI's taxonomy places the organism in Eukaryota, Metazoa, Chordata, Aves, Strigiformes, Tytonidae. Gene Ontology annotation, cellular component: plasma membrane. Gene Ontology annotation, molecular function: protein binding. The transcript is spliced from 2 exons.
UUCCCGAGGAAGGGAUGUAUAUUUUAGCAGUCUUAAGUACACUGAACCUGACCAAGAAAUUUUUUUUCUUUUUUUUUUUUUUUUUUUUUAAAGUACUUCUGCUUCUUUUGGUGCAGCAGCUGUUUUUGAUCUGUGGUGGUAUGUUCUUGUCAGCAGUUCAGGCAUGUGAGAAGCUCAGCUGCCCCACCUGACUUCUUUUUAAGUGAUGGGGUUUGUACCCGUGUCUGUCUGUGGAGUUGGUACAGUAAAGCUUCAUCCUUGCCCCUGGAAAAGAGUAUGUUGGGAUGGAGCUGCUGCCUCGCCCCAGUGUUCUCGGUGCUGAAGACUGACAAAGAGUUGGCUCUUCCAGUUGUCUGCAGAACUUGUCCAGCUAUUUCAACAGUCCCAGCUGCUGCUUCUCCUGCUGAUCAGCCAGUGCUUCACUUCCAGCUAAUGUUUCUGACACUUCAACGAGGAUGUUGGUGUUUGGUUUGUCAGUGAUGAUCAAGCUUUUCUUCCAGUUGGAUGCAUCUAUUUGUCCUGAGAAGUGCAACUGCUCUUCAGAAAAUGCAAUUCAUUGUUCUGGUCCCCACAUAAAACACCUGGAAUCCUUAAAUCUGCCUUGCAACAUGACAGAAAUUCACAUAACAGACACUAAUGUAACAUAUUUGCAGGAUGUUUUUUCUAGGAUGUUGGAACUGCAGCAUCUCAUCUUGUCUUCAAACAACAUCUCUCUGAUUUCACCAAUGGCUUUUAAAGGCUUGAGAAGGCUAAGAGCCCUCAAACUUCUAGAUAAUAAACUGGUUGAACUUCCCCCAGAAGUGUUUGACGACAUGGUACAGCUUAAGCAAUUGAUCAUUGAAAAUAACAGGUUGAAAUCCAUAGAAGAAAAUCUGUUUGACAAACUAGCUAGUUUGGAGGAGCUUUUCUUGAACAAAAACCAACUAACAGCACUUCCUAGCGGUGUGCUGAAGAAACUUGCCAAACUCAAAGUACUGAACUUGUCGAGAAAUUAUUUGGCAGCACUGCCUAGAAAUGUAUUUAGUGCAUUAAGCAGGCUUGAGAAGCUGAUGCUGUAUUUUAACAGGCUGUCUUCAAUAGAGUCUGGUAUGUUUGAUAGCCUGAAAGAGCUGCUGGAACUCUUCCUGCAUUCCAAUAACAUCCAGUCCAUUGCCCCUGAUGCAUUUCAUUGCCUUCAUAAACUGAGAAGCCUAACGCUCUCCAGAAACAAGCUUGAGGUUUUGCCUCCUGGGCUCUUUCUGCACUUGCCUGACCUGUCUAAAUUGACCUUGUACAGGAACCCACUGAAGUCUCUUCCAGAAGUAUUGUUUGGAGAAAUGAGGCACCUUGGUAGCCUGUGGCUGUACCACACAAAGCUCUCAACAGUACCAGAUUUCGUGUUCAGUAACUUGACAAAUUUAGAGCUUCUUGUGCUGAGUUUUAAUCCAGAGCUUAGUGUUCUUCCUAAGAAUGUAUUCAGUGGUCUGAAUGAACUGCGGGGCCUUUCUCUGCAUACAAAUAACAUUUCCAGUUUGCCAGAGGGCAUCUUCCUGAGCCUUCAGAAACUGCAGAACAUUUCCCUUUUUGAUAAGACGCUUGAGGUUCUUCCUAGAAACCUCUUUCACAAUCUCAAGCACCUUCAGAAAGUUUACCUGAAUAGUACUAAGCUGCAGACUCUUCCUGGAGACUUCUUUACUUUUUUACCGGAGCUGCAAGAAGUCUUCCUUGACAACAACCCUUGGAAAUGUGAUUGCCAAAUCCUUGGCUUCCGAGAGUGGCUCCAAAAGAGCAUGGAGAUAGUUAGAAAUGUGCCAUCCCUCAUGUGUCACAGCCCACUGGCACUACAGAAUAUUUCUCUUGUGGCUCUAACAGUUGAUCACCUGAAGUGCCUGCCAACCACAGCCAUUACAUACCAGACGUUCAGCUCAGCUUAUUCCCAAACUUCAACUUCUCUUGUGAUGGUACACAUAACAUCAUCCUGGGAGACUACUGAAACAGCAGUGCCUGACACGGACACCAGCACGCCAACAUCAACUCCUCUUGCAACUCCAGGUUUUACCUACUCAGGUGUUGAACGUGUUGGACAGCCUACGUUUCCUUUCUCAGAUGUUCCAACCCAGACUUCUCUCAGCAUCGUAGUACAAACCAACAGUGUCGGUGGAACAGACUUAACUACUGCUGUGUGGUGGGAUGAGUUGCCAGCCCUCAGGAGUGCUAAACCCUAUUUUAAUAACAGAGUUGCUUAUUGUCAGCUAUUCUUGUGCCUUCAUAGUUUGAUUUUAGCAGUCCAGUCUGUAACCAUUGUGCUCAGUCUGUAUGUGAUGGGUAAAACCAGGCAACUCUUGCACUCCAGAAAUACUUACGCUCAGCCUGUAGUUCUAAUAAAAUUUUUAAGAAGAUAGAUAAUAUCAAAUAUCAGCCAAAGAGAGGAUUAGAAGCAUUGUUUUGGGUGCGUUUCAGGCAUUUAGGCAGCUGACACUUGAUUCAGGUAUGGAUUACAAAUCUUCAUAGCAAGAACCAUAAAGACCUUGUCUUUACAGCGUAACAAAAACGUGCUUUUACAUACUUUACAGUGUUUGCCAAAAGUGGUUUUAAUCACUGUAUAUUGCUACAGCACUUGAUGCAUGAUCCCAGAGGGAGAGCUUGAAGGAAGAUCUGUGGUCACCUCUACGUGUGUGCUACUAGGUUCCUGCCUUGGACUGCAGCCCUGCCCCUGCCAGACACCACUGCUUACCAUCACGUCACGCUGCUCCGAUGGCAGUGGCAUCAACGUAGGGAAGUCUGCAUAGCACAGGAACAUGGCUUUAAAGGUUGCUCAUAGCACUCCAGAUGCUAUUGUGCCUUAUACUGCCUGCAAUGUUUUGUCUCCUUAUUGAGAAAACAAAUGGUAUUUUGGGGAGGAGAUGCUGGAAAAGGGGUGGGGGCAGAAUGGUAUGGUGCAAGUGUCUUAGUUUUUGCUUUCUGUCCACAGUCUCUUUCCAGGACAUGGCGGGAGGAAGAGGUACCAUUUAAAGCUAACAGUGCUUUCCUCUAACUUAACCAGAGGAAGAUAAGUAAGAUGCUGGGCUUGGAAGUAUAAUCGUGAUGUAUUAUGUUGUUCGUUUGGGGUUUUUUUUGAAACCUUGUAACAUUACUACAACUUUGAAUUUUAAGUAAACACUUUCAUCCUUAAACUUUGACCAGUGGUCUGAAAAUCAAGGUGUUACUCACUGCACGAUGCAGUGAGUUGUGAAACCAGAGCACCAGGCAGGUGCCCAGGACUGAGACUUGGUUCCACAGGAGCGUAGCUGGUUUGAGAGCUGGCCUCAACUGAGCUGGGAGAGAAAAGGGAUGGUCCCUCCUGGGCUUGGCUGGCAAAACAUAGGCGUGCAGCAAAGUGGGAGGGAGCUUGCCUGAACUGAGGGCCCUGAAGUGUCACCAUGUGUUUUGAAGUUGGCUGGGGCACAUACACAUUUCCAUCAAAUUGCAGUGUGCAGUAGCAUAGUCAGUCUGUACUUUUUACCUUUUCUUAUUACACAGUGUUACGCCCUGACUUCCAGCCCUUUCAAGUGUUGAUAUACAAAGGCAACUUCAAAGCAAUAGUAUGGGUUUUGGUCUUCAUACUGAAAUGUUUAUUAAUAUUUUGAACGAUAUGAAUAGUUUGUAAGCAGACUGGUAGUUGUCAGACUGCAUGUGCUUUGGUAGCUCUUGGAUUUCACUCUUAACUUUUAUCUUAAUUAUGUGACUUAGCUUGUUCUCAGAAGCUCUAAUGUUGUAUUCAAAAGCCUCUGGAUGUGGUUCCCUGGCUCCUUGGGCAGGAGACACCAUAGGAGUCCUUUUGUACCCUUACUGACUUUCUAACUGCUGAGGUCUUUCCUGGAUGGCCUUGAAAUGGCACAUUACAAGCCUGAGGUG